AUGAAUUUACCCGAUAAUGAGUUCAAUGCAUACAUUGGUGUCCCUGAUGAGGAUAUAUCAGAUGUUGGGGACGAAGAUAAGGAUGAAACUGUCGAAACUGAUGAAAGUUCUCAACCUAUUUCCGAAGCAGCUGUCUUGAAUUUCAUUCAGUUGGUGGUAAAGGAGGAUGGAGCUGAAAUUUCGGCAAUUAGAGAAGAGCAAGAGACAGAAUAUGAUUUUCCAAAGGCUGAUGCAGUCAGGAGUGGUGAAGUUAUUGAUUCUCAGCCAAAACCAGGUGUAAGCGACAACAAUACAAAUGAAGGAGCACCAUCCACACGUGAGCAGCAGCAGCAGCAGCAGCAGCAAGUGAAACAUAGAUGUAAGCGUAGUGAUUAUAAAUUUAGAAAAACUGAUUUUGUGGUACAAGACACAGAAUGGAAAGGAUCACUUCCACCACCACCAGUAGAGGAAAUGACACAUUUGCAUUAUUAUAAAAUAUUUAUGAAUGAUGACGUAUUUGAACUCAUUGCUGAACAGUCCAAUAUCUAUGCUUUGCAAAAAGAUUCAGUUUCUUUGCAGCCGAGCAAAAAUGAAAUGGAGCAGUUUGUUGGUAUUUUACUGCACAUGGGCAUAAUCAAAAUGCCUUCCAUUCAUUUAUACUGGUCGAAUGAGUGUAGGUAUUCACCAAUAGCUGAUGUGAUGAGCAGAACUCGCUUCUUCCAGCUACUGCGGUAUUUUCAUGUUGUCAAUAAUCAAGACUUGCCUGAAGCUAAUAGUAAUAGUGACAAACUCUUCAAGAUUCGCCCACUUUUAUCUGCAUUGCAGUCAUCAUUGAAGACACUCCCUCCAGAAGAAUACCAAGCUGUUGAUGAACAGAUAAUACCAUUCAAGGGUAGAAGCGGUUUGAAACAGUUCGUAAGAAAUAAGCCUCACAAGUGGGGCUACAAAUACACUCCUGGAAAUUGA
This is a messenger RNA of Schistocerca americana (American grasshopper), 945 nucleotides long. Its product is annotated as piggyBac transposable element-derived protein 3-like. The transcript is spliced from 2 exons. The record is from RefSeq and is a predicted model, not a curated record. Lineage: Eukaryota; Metazoa; Arthropoda; Insecta; Orthoptera; Acrididae. Bases 1 to 945 code for a protein of 314 amino acids.